This is a messenger RNA of Gastrolobium bilobum, 656 nucleotides long. RefSeq lists its product as uncharacterized. Gene Ontology annotation, cellular component: dynein complex. The coding region runs from base 69 to 431 and encodes 120 amino acids. Gene Ontology annotation, molecular function: dynein intermediate chain binding; dynein light intermediate chain binding. The record is from RefSeq and is a predicted model, not a curated record. NCBI's taxonomy places the organism in Eukaryota, Viridiplantae, Streptophyta, Magnoliopsida, Fabales, Fabaceae. Gene Ontology annotation, biological process: microtubule-based process. The transcript is spliced from 3 exons.
AAGUCAGUGAAAGGUAAAACCUUAAAAUCUAAGUUUAAGCUCAUACAGAGAGAGAGAGAGAGAGAGAUAUGAGCGAGGACCCGAAAAAGAACAUUGGAGGUGCUGUAAUGGCGAAACCCAACUUCGAAGAUCGAAAGGCAUCAUCACUAUCAGGCUCACCAGUUCCUACGAAGAAAGUGAUAAUCAAGAGUGCUGAUAUGCUCCCCGACAUGCAAAAGGAGGCCGUUGAUAUCGCCGUAGCCGCCUUUGAGAGGCACAAUGUAGAGAAAGAUGUUGCCGAGAAUAUAAAGAAGGAGUUCGAUAAGAGGCAUGGACCCACUUGGCAUUGCAUCGUUGGUCGCAAUUUUGGUUCAUAUGUGACUCAUGAAACAAACCACUUUGUCUAUUUUUAUUUGGAUCAGAAAGCAGUUUUACUUUUUAAGUCUGGCUAGCCAUAAUCUGAUGGUGACAAAAAGGUUAACAGCUACAGGAGUUGUCUUGUGAUUAUGCUGCUAUAUUAACUCUUGUAUGUAUUAAAUCCACUGGCAACGCAAACUCUUUGCAGGACAUUCUUGUGUUUGUAUAUCCAAUGUCAUGGAAACUGGUUCUCAAGUUUGGAUAUGAAUCAUAUUCUUAAUCUUUGUGUUUCCCCUUGUGUUCUAUAUCAUUUGUUUGUU